AUGAUAGAGAAACUGGCACUUGCAUUGGUGCAUGCAUCUAGACGUCUCCGAAGGUAUUUUCAAGCUUUCAAUAUAGAAGUGCAGACCGACCUUCAGAUUCAGCAAAUUCUCAGAAAGCCAGAAGUUUCCGGACGUCUUACCAAAUGGGCGAUCAAGCUCAGCGCUUUCGAUACUACCUACCGAACUAGAGGUCCGGUAAAAGGCCAGGCUGUGGCAGAUUUUCUUACGGAGGUACCAACCGGAGAAAGCACCAAAGAAAAAUCCACCCUUCCGAAGGUAUGGAACUUAUAUACAGACGGAGCCUCCAGUAAAGAAGGGUCGGGAGUCGGUCUAAUUUUGAUAGAUCCGGAUGGAAAAGAAUAUACUUAUGCCUUGCGUUUCGAAUUUAAAACUUCAAACAACGAAGCAGAGUACCAGGCCCUUCUCGCAGGACUCCAAACCGCAGGUAAGGCUGGUGCAACCUCCGUACUGGCCCAUGUUGAUUCAUUGCUAGUCGCCAAUCAGGUCAGCGGAGAGUACGAAGCACGAGAAGCUAACAUGAUCCAGUACCUAAAGCAAGUUAACAAUUUAAUCUCCUCAUUUGACUCUUGCAAAAUAGUUCACAUACCACGGAGCAAAAACAAAAAGGCGGACGCUCUGAGCAAGCUUGCGUCCGUAGCAUUCUGCCACUUGUCCAAGGAAGUGCUAGUCGAAACUUUGCAAGCACCGGCCAUCCACCAGACGGAGUCCGUAAUGUCAAUCUCCGUACAGGAAAAAUCAUGGAUGACUCCAAUCUUAGACUACCUGAGAGACGGCACGCUUCCGGAGGAAAAAGGCCAAGCUCGGAAGCUGAAGGUAAAGGCACUACAGUAUCAGGUCCAUGGUGGAAAACUUUAUCGAAAGACCUUUUUAGGUCCGCUCCUUAAAUGCCUAACUCCGGAAGAGGCCAGUUACGUCAUAAGGGAAAUCCACUGGGGGAUAUGCGACAUCCACUCCGGACCAAGAAUGGUCGUGGCUAAGGCAAUGAACGCGGGAUAUUUCUGGCCAGGCAUGCAUCAGAGCGCUGUUAGCGAGUUACAAGCAUGUGAAUAUUGUCAACGGCAUGCUCCCAUCAGCCACCGAGCUAAAAACAACCUCAUCCCCGUAACUUCGGCAUGGCCGUUUCAGAAGUGGGGGAUUGACAUCGUCGGUCCUUUCCCUGUUUCCACCGGAGGAGUGAGGUUCUUGUUGGUAGCCAUCGAUUACUUUACAAAGUGGAUUGAGGCCAAGCCCUCCGAACUAUCACCGGGGAUCAAGUACUGA
Messenger RNA from Helianthus annuus (common sunflower), 1281 nucleotides. RefSeq lists its product as uncharacterized. The transcript has a single exon. Lineage: Eukaryota; Viridiplantae; Streptophyta; Magnoliopsida; Asterales; Asteraceae. Gene Ontology annotation, molecular function: RNA-DNA hybrid ribonuclease activity; nucleic acid binding. The record is from RefSeq and is a predicted model, not a curated record. Bases 1 to 1281 code for a protein of 426 amino acids.